UCUUGCGGAUUUGUGUAGUUUGUGUUCGGUUCAUCCGGUGUUGUGGUGUUGGAUUGUGCCGUGUUAGCAGGCAGGCCAAGUGUGCCGCCGUGGAAGUUUGCUCUCGCUCCUCUCGUUUCAAGGAUUACACGACAGGAUGAAGCGCAUCGUGCAAUGUGACGUUCACCGCCGAAAGUUGUCGCGUCGGUGUUGCCUGUGACGUGACACAAGCUACCGAUCGGCUUAGGUGAUGGUGUACUCUGUGUUGUUGCUCGAGUUGUCUCGUUCGCUCGGUUUAUGAUUUGCCUCGACCAUGUCAAAGCUACCGGAUCACAACGAUUGGGUCAGGAGCUUCUACGUGUCGAAUCCGACACGACACAAGAAAGGCUACACUAUCUACAAGGUUGUCUCCAAGGUGUUUCCCAAGAACUCGGUGGAAGCGGCAUCUCAGGUCGUAGUAUGGAAAAGGUACAGUGACUUCCGCAAGUUGUACAAGGCUCUCUUUCACCUUUACCAAGGCCUUCAUUUGAAAGGAAACUUUCCGAAGUUUGCCAAGGCUAGCUAUUUUGGUCGCUUCGAGGAAGAAACAGUGGAGGAGCGGCGUAAGGCUGCUCUCUGCCUUUUGGAGUUUGCCGCCCAGUAUCCCGUCCUGUUCAACAGCCAAGUGUUUGUAAAAUUUUUUGAAAACAGCCAAGAAUCCCACGAUGAUAUUGAAGGGGAGAUGUCAGGGCUGAGGCCACCCUUGCUGGCGCCGCCGUCCAAACCCAGUGAAUCCUCGUCCAAUCAACGUGUCAACCACGCUGCCGACCUUGCCGGAGGUGACUGUUCUUCUGAAGUAUCUUGGGGGCCAUCUUCGGCUGCCGAUGCAGUCAGCUUAGACUCGCGCACGACGACGGAGGAAGAGGCUGACCAGUCCACCCGUUCCAUGGCCACGGAAGGAGAGGAAGAGGACCGGCAUUUAACCUCACAUGAGACAUCGCCGGCAGGAUUUCUCCGUCCUGAUAUAGCCGAAUUUGACCCCGUCCUACAGAAGGAUGACAGCGAUGACCUGACUUCAUUGAGCAAUGCAUGGAUCCUCUCAGCCGCUGAUGCCUGUGCUUGCCUUGGAGAUGAAUCUAUGCCUACACCUAGUGGUCCUGCAUUUGUUUUUCCCAAUCCAGUCAAGGAAACGGUAGAGGAAGAGGCUGAUGACUGGACAGAGCUGGAGCUUGAAGAUGCAGAUGAGAGCUGCGAAGGCAGAGACACGAGGCGGUCGAGACACGAGUCAUCCACGAGUUUCACACCUGGCACACCGGUGUCGCCGCUUGAUGCGGAGGGUGUCGGUUACCUGCACGAAGCAACCAGCUAUGCUGCCAAAGCAUACGCCUGCGAAGCCCAGGGUGACUUUGUGGGGGCCUUCUCUCUCUACAAGGUGGCCGUCAGCAGCCUGCUUGAAGGAGUGCAAAAGGACAGCAGUGCCUCGCGAAGGGAUGCAGUUCGACGAAAGACUGCGCAGUACCUGGCACGAGCAGAACAAAUAUACGAGCAUCGACUGGCGAGGCGCAUGGAAGGUGAACGGCGGUGGUCCCUAAGUCAAGGUCCUGAGGUUCUAGAGUCCUGUGCUCCGACUUCUGGAAGCACUUCAGCACCUGCGUGGGGCCCUGGCCUAAGGGGGCCUGUUCAGGACCUGAAACACUACAAGGUCAUCGGUGUUGUUGGCACUGUGCUUCUCGUCUUGGAUAUGCGUCGGAGUCAGACUGUAGUCAUUAAGGUGCUGCACAAGAGUCCUGGUGGCUCCACUUCGGGUCGCCCUAGCGUAGUGCCUCAGGGUGUGCCUCACAUGGCCCAGCUGCUAUGCCUCUACGAGACUGACUGCUCAUACUUCCUGGUGCUGGAGUACGCACCGGGUGGCCGCCUCUGGGACUGCUUGGCACCUUAUCUCACAAACCGGCUGCCCUUGCCCAAUCCCGCCUGUGAAGCGUCCUACGCGGGAUCCCCUUCGUCUCCCUUGAAUGGGCCACCAGCAGGUCCCUGCUUACCAAGUGGCCAACCUGUACCCAUGCCUCCUUCAGAAUGUGAUUUCGCUAUUGCAUGCUCAGAAUCUCAAGCCUCAAUUUCUGCUACGUCAGUUGUAUCCGCCCUAGAUGGGACAUCUCCAAUCGAAGGAGGCAUCGUUUCAAGUGAGCAGCCAUCGGUUGGCACCACCAAUGCGUCCCGAAUACAAACAGACACCAACGAAAAUUCAUUACAGUUACCAUCCGUCGUAAACACCCCGCCAUCUCAAAAUAGCGUUGAGCUUUCCAAAGUUUCGAAUAGCUGUGACACACUGGGCUUGGAGAAGUCCAUAAAGUCAAUGAACAUUCUGGCAAUUGACAAACCGAACAAAAAGCUAGCCCCGCAGUCAUGUUGUAACAAAAACAGGAGUCAGGUAGUGGGCCGGUCUCUAGAGGACAUCGUUGGUAGGAACAAUGCCCUCAAUGUGCCAGCCUCCAAGGCAGAAAGUCACAGUUACUCCGGGGAGCACCUGGUGAAACAGGAAACACGGAAAGAUGGACCCAAAAGUGUGGGCAGCCCAAGAAAGCCGGUGAAGCGGACGCUGUCUUCGCAAGCUGCCCAGGCAUUUCGUGAGCUUGACAGCCUCUCCAAGCAGCUAGCCAAGCCCAGCCACCUUCCGGAAGCCUGCAUCCGGCUUUGGGCUGCAGAAACUGUGAUGGCGCUCGGUCACCUUCACCGCCUGGGUGUAAUCCGGCAGGACCUCUGUCCACAUGACAUCCUUUUGGGAGAAGGGGGUCAUGUGGUGCUCACAUACUGCUGCUACUUCAACUGUGUUGACCGGUCACCUAGUCAGUUUGCACGAGAGAAUGAGUAUUGUGCUCCAGAAAUCGACAACUUGGGUCCCGUGACACCAGCAUGUGACUGGUGGAGUCUUGGAGCACUAUUGUACGAGCUCUUUGUCGAAGCUCCACUGAUUUUAUGCCAUCCUGGGGGCAUUACACCAAGCACUCGCCUUUACAUUCCUGCUCAUGUUUCUGCCGAAGCUGCAGACCUGCUGGAAAAGCUCUUGGCAUACCACGCCCAUCAGCGUCUCGGCUACGGCCCCACAGGCACAGAAGAUGUCAAGUGCCACCCCUUCUUUGCCACGAUCGACUGGAAAAGAUUAAGUCUACCGAGGUGAACUGCGCAGCCCCGAACUCUUGCUUGCAAUUUGUGCACCUUGCAUUGCCACAUUCAAGUCACUCAAGACCGUUCUCAUUUGGGACUGCUGUAUAAAGAACUCAUAGUCGUUUCCAUCCAGCAUUCACCAGACGUGUUUGUUCAUGCACAUUGGACUGCAUUGCUAUAAACCAUUCUCUUUUUGUCACAAGUGAUAAUGGUAGUGGUCAGAAUAGCCAUCAUCAUUGUACGUGUCACAGAUGAGUUCAACAAGAUGUUUAUUUGUUGUAUCUAUCAGAAACUCGUGGCUGGGUUGUGUCCUUGCACAUUGUCACAUUGACAAUGCCUCGGCAAUUGAGGGCCAGUGGCAGCAUCAGAAACAACAGCGUCUGUGAUCAUUUCAGAUGUGUACGUGUUUGUUGACGUAUGGGUCAAAUAUAGUACUAUGCUUUCAAGAUGUGUGCGUGAACAGGCCUGGGAAGUCUGUUAGUGUUAUGAUCAGUCAGCCUGACAGAGUUGCACUGAACGUAUGAGAGAUAGAUAAGAUACAUAAACAAUGAAUUUUUAAAGAUGAUUUAGUUUAACUGAGGAGUCUGUACUGCAUUUUUUUAUAGCAACGCUGUUAAGGGGAGUUCUACGACCAGUUUUGUGCGAAUUUAGCAAAGAAGAGAGAGCAAUACAGCCUGCAUCAAAUUCCCAAAUAUGAUUUGAAACGUAAUUGUCAAUAUUUAUAGAAUAAAUGUUACCCUGCGUAAACAUUGCCGGACUAGACAACAAUUUCAUUGGUGUGUAUCUUAGCAGUAAUCCACAACUUUUGUUUCUCACUUGGUGCUUAACUGGCUCCACGUUGGAGUUCAGCAAGGUGGGGCCCAAAUCGCAAUUUUGCGGGUAUCAUGUCUGGGGACUUUUGGCUAAGAUCACUUAUAGUUUGGGUGGUAUACCAAGCACCUCAACGUUCAUGUUCCCGCCUUAUCAGUGUCCUGUUAGCGUCUCGUUGGCAUUGGCUUCAGCGUCUACGGACGUGCCAGGGAUCCUGCCUGCUGCUGAUCUUAGGGGCCUCGGCCCAUAAUCGCCAGCCCUCUUGCAAGGAUAGCGUCAAGGCCUCUGCUCCCUAAGGAGCACUGUUCUACACUCAGCGGAUGUGAGAACUCCCUUAUACAGCUUCGAAGUUCGUGACGUAUUAGUUGCUCAGAGUGACAUACAUCUGCCAAGGUUCUCUUUUUUUUUUUUUUAUUGCUGUCGUGCUUUGUGUGUGGAAACAACCAUUUUACAUUUGUGUUUGGCCGAGAUAGCACUUGUGAUGUAAUGCUUCAGUAUUAUGCUUUUUUGUGUGAUGAUGCAGUUCUUGUGCUUAUUACUGUUGCACUGUUUGCUUGCCAUGAACCUUCGCUAAUGGUGACUGGCGGGCUCCACUGAAUUGAUAAUGUUUAAACUGAUGCCAUAAGUCUCACCUCAUAACACCAAGCGACUCAUAAAAAAAUUAAAUGAAGGGAAUUAAUCUUGGGACUGUUAUUAUUGUUAAUGAUAUCAAAAAGUGAGUCAAGUUGCCUGUUCUUCAAACUAUAUGAAAAAGAAAUGAGACCUGUAGCUGGCCCGGAUCUGACUUUUUUUAUCUUGUAGGAUUGUCUUGUUCGUGUUUUUAGCUUUUAUGCACUUUUGCAUGGUAGUUUCUUGUUUAAGAUGUCAUGAUGUGAUUAGAAAGCUGUCGUGAUAGUGACACACCAUGAUUAAAUUUGUGUUUCCAUUUUGGUGAAUCCAAAAGAGAAACAGAGCUGGUCAAGCUCAGUAAAAAGCUCCUGUUUCAGCUUUGCUUCUAUACCUUUGUUUUUGAAAGAGGGGAAGCUGGAACGUUUUCACAUUAAAAGAAAAAAACUCUCUUUGGCAUUUAACUAUAUCAUAAUGUACCACAACACUGAAUAGUGUGGCAGUGCAGUAUGGCAGUAUUGACGUCUUAAUCCGCAGAUACUCAUGUAUUUAUCAUCACAUUGUGCAAGUACUACAGGCAUUCUAUGUGCAAGAACCCUGUUAUUUGUGCUUUACUGUUUGCUUGAAUGUCACAUGGCAUGCUUUUGUUCAUUUCUCCAGCACUCUCUUUGUUGUUCUUUUGGACAGGUAUGUUUCUUUCAAAUUGCAGAUACGUGGAACAGAGACAAAGCCUGUCGUCAGUGGGACACUAAAGAGGAAGGUUUGAGAGCGAGCUAGUUGUUAUUCUAUCAUGACUAGAGUUGAAGCGCCAAGGAAAGAACAGGGACGGAAGGCAGACACGGACAUAGACAAAUAGGAAUUUGCAUUCGUGCUGCAUUACUAAGUUACGAUUCUGUAGUACAGCAAAACAGCCAUUCUUGCAUUUAGAGGAGGCCUGGUAAGCCAGAGAUAGCUAGCAAAGUCACUCUGACGUUCCUGUACCAGCUCUCCGUGAUAUAAUGGGUUUUGGUAGUGUCUACUCGGAUCUCAGUAAGGUGGCUUUUACACCGAAAAUUGACAAAGGUCACCCAACUGACUGAUACUGGCGACCAAAGAUUGAUGCAUGGCAACCGAUGUUCACACUAACAAGUGUGACCUGCCCAUCACCACCUUGAAAUGUCUUGUGGUUGGUGCUGUUCUCACCUGCUCGCGCCACCAUAGCCAUGUAAAAUAAGCAUAGGCAUAUUUUUAUGUUCUGCUCCUGGCACUGCUUAUUGUCCAGCAGCGUUGUGAUUUCAGUCACGGAGCUGAAAAAAUCGGUUACUUUAUGAAAUUCCGGGUGCUCCGUGCAACGAGCGAUGAAUUUUAGAUUUCCAAAACCGAAUCAUCGAGCAACAAGAACAAGUGAUCUGGUCCCAUGACGGCCCGUUUCAUUGCUCAAAGCUGUCGCUUGUCACCAUCUCGCACAAAAUUGCGUGUAUGGGGUUUGGGCUUAACUUGGUCCCACAACCUUUGUGGUUUACUCGACUGUUUAUCAGUAAAGAGAUAUGACAUUGCAUUCUAAGGCAACCGAAGAAUUAACUUGUUGAGUUUUGAGAACUUUCCUUGUGCCAAAAUGGCUCAAAUACAAGAAAAUAAAUUGAAGUCCGCGGUCACACUGACGUAUCGGUGCUGACAUAUUGGUACGUACUUUUUUUCGGUGCUGACGUGUUGGUGCAAAAUUCAGUAAACAAAAGUGUGGCCUUUAUUUUCUUUACCAGUAAUCAAACCUUUUCUGCCAAAUGAAAGACUACGUUACCAGUCUAAGUUGAUUUAGUUUUUCCUCUUUAGUGUCCCUUUAAAUGUCAUUUGUUGCAGUAUUGUGCAAUCCAUUUCGGUGACGUGCCAUGAGUGCGUUUAUUUGGAGAUUGGUAGAGGUGCAUAAAUAUUGGAAAAUUUUAAAUAGUGGAUCGCAUCUACUGCAUUUCUUCCUUAGUCUAAAUAGCCACUAUUAAAAUAUUGUAAUUUUCAAAAUGUACUUAUCAAACGACAAUACUUUUUACUAAGUUUCAAAUGUAUGAUGCAUUGUAUAAUGUUGGGGGGGGGGGGGGGGGGAGAGGGGAGUACAUUAUUGAUAGGCAUAUUUUAAAUGUAUAAGCCAAAUCUCCCUGCUUUACCACAAUUCGGUGGAUGAGAAAUACGAAGCCAGCCAGUGUAGUUAUAAAGCUAUUCUAGAAGAUUGCAUUGUAUUCAAAUAUUUGAUUCUCAUACAAUUUGUUUUUAUGCCGUCAUCUUUAGGCAUACAACUUGCAGUUUGAGAUUUAUGCUUGAAUGAAGUAUUCAAGUGGUGAGAUUGAGAAGAAUCAGUAACUUGAGAAGUAGUUAAGGACCGUGCAACAAGUGAAAUGAAAAAUGUUAGGUGUGAUGUUAAGAGACAGGAAGACAGCAGUGUAGAUUAUCAAGCAAAGGGGCAUGACUUUGUUGUGUGCUACUGUUUCUUAGGUCACAGCAAACCUAUACCUUUGUUUUCUCCUCUGUACAGUACAAUGACAAUGGGUAAAAAAAAUUAACAAGCCAGUAGCGUCGUACAGUCACUUGCAACCGUCCAUCGUCAUCUAGUGUGUGCAGUGUGAAUGAAGUUGUGUGCAGUAGACUCUCUUAAGAUGAACCCCGAGAGACCUUGAGAAUUAAAUAAUUUUACAAGAAGGUUUGCUUUAAUGCCAACUGUACCAAAAUUUCACUUUUGCUAAAUUGGUAAUAAAGGAGUAUUGCAUAUUACUGAAGUAAUAUUGGGAGAUGCUGCUAGGCUGGUAAUUGUCUAAUUUUCUUAUGUAACCCCAUUUAGCAGCGAAGCAGACAUGUUCAUCUGGUAAUUAGUGAAUAUGACUCCAGCACGCCACCUCUGAGAUUUUUUCAGCACGCCUCAGGCGGUGCCAGAUCUCGGAGGUCGUGCCAAAGAGCCACAUAUUUCAAGUCGCGCGUCACUUCUGGUGCGCACUAAUGGCAACUCUUCCUUUUUUUUUUUCAGUUUCAGUAUCAAAAAUGAUUACUUUGACGAACCUUCCGUGAUGCAUCUACCCAUAUUUUAAAUGCAAAAUUUUGCACAGAGGCUGCUUUAUAUUCACAUUAUCUGAAGCUGCGGAGAAAUCUGCGGAGUACAAUCAACCUUUCUAUAUGACUUUCAUGGAUUAUGAAAAGGAAUUUGAUUCAGUAGAGAUACCAGCAGUCAUAGAGGCAUCGCGUAGUCUAGGAGUACAGGAGGCAUACGUGAAUAUCUUGGGAAAUAUCUACAAGGAUUCCACAGCUACAUUGGUUCUCCACAAGAAAAGUAGAAAGUUACCUAUCAAGAAAGGGGUCAGGCAAGGAGACACAAUCUCUCCAAUGCUAUUCACUGCAUGCUUAGAAGUAUUCAAGCUCUUAGACUGGGAAGGCUUAGGAGUGACGAUCUCCGGCGAAUAUCUCGGCAACCUUCGGUUUGCAGAUGACGUCCUAUUCAGCAACAAUGGGGAUGAACUACAGGGGACCCUGAUCAUGAGAAGCAAACAUGCAGAAGAAUAAAAUUGGGUUGGAGUGCAUACGGUAUAGGCAUCACCAAAUCCUGACUGGGAGCUUACCACUGUCGUUGAAAAGAAAAGUGUACAAUCAUUGCAUUCUACCGGUGCUAACACUUGGGGCAGAAACUUGGAGGUUAACAAAGAAGCUCGAGAACAAGUUAGGGACCGCACAAAGAGCGGUGGAAUUAAAAAUGUUAGGCCUAACAUUAAGGGAAAGGAAGAGAGCGGUGUGGAUCAGAGAGCAAACGGGGAUAGCCGAUAUUCUAAUUUAUAUUAAGAGGAAAAAAUGGAGCUGGGCAGGACAUCUAAGGUGUAGGAUAGAUAACCGGUGGACCAUUAGAGUUACAGAAUGGAUACCAAGAGAAGGGAAGCGCAGUCGACGACGGCAGAAAACUAGGUGGGGUGAUGAAAUAAAGAAAUUUGCAGGCGCAAGUUGGAACCUGCUAGCACAAGACAGGGGUAAUUGGAGAUCGCAGGGAGAGGCCUUCGUCCUGCAGUGGACAUAAAUAUAGGUUGAUGAUGAUGAUGAUCUGAAGCUAAGCUUCUUCCGUAGCCCAAGAAUGCACAGACUCAACAGGAUACUAUAUUGAAGUACUGGCACAACAUUUCCGACUUGUCUCUUUUUCCCCCAUCAAGUGAUUCAAAACCUCUAAAUCCUAGAAAAGAUACUGGCAAAUGUCGAAUAGUCCUACAUGGUGUAUUAUAAUACUUGUUUCUGUGAAUCAUCUUAAAUUUCGGUACUCGGGAUGUAGAUGGCGUCAUGACACAAUGAUAUGCUUGCUUGCUCCAUUUCUGCGAUGUAUGCAGCUGUCACAAGUGAGCACGGCCAGAAUAAACGGACGCAGGCAGCACUCUGGUUUAUUUUUCUGUGAGAAACCAUUCCUAGUCUUACUGCUACACAACAUCAGCAAAUUUAGCUCUGUGUUGUGAUGUCACAGUAACGUCGAUGACAUCAGAUGCGGUAUUUGGAGACAUAACUUUACUAUUAAAUUUAAAAAUCUUAUAACUGCUUCCCAGCCUUCGUACUUGCCAAGUGUCAUCCUUUAUACACGCGGAAAACAUGCGGUAGAGCUUCUGCAACUUUUGAAACAUGUAUUGGUAUUCCUUUAUAUAUACCCCACACAUACCCAGGUUCAUCCUACCAGAGUUCAUCUAAAGAAAGUCUACCGUACCUGUUAGAGAAAAUAGUGUGCAAUUGUGUGUCGUGGUAAACCAUAUGUCACAUGUGCCAAAUUUCUGCACUCCUGUUUCACUGAAUCGGUAAAGUGAUGACCGUGUGAUUGCUGCUAUAAUUUUUUUUUCUCUCAAAUAAUAUUGCUACAAAAAAAUUUUAUUCAGAGACUUCUUGCGGGCAUUGUUGCCACUGCUGUUUUGACCCAAAUGGCGAUUCAUUAUGCAUUGAAUAAAGCAUUGUAGUUAAUAGGUGGGUGGCACCACUCA
This is a messenger RNA of Dermacentor silvarum, 9488 nucleotides long. Its product is annotated as ribosomal protein S6 kinase delta-1-like. Gene Ontology annotation, biological process: protein phosphorylation. NCBI's taxonomy places the organism in Eukaryota, Metazoa, Arthropoda, Arachnida, Ixodida, Ixodidae. Gene Ontology annotation, molecular function: phosphatidylinositol binding; protein kinase activity; ATP binding. The record is from RefSeq and is a predicted model, not a curated record.